Messenger RNA from Osmia lignaria (orchard mason bee), 3058 nucleotides. RefSeq names its product chaperonin containing TCP1 subunit 6 (gene CCT6). Gene Ontology annotation, biological process: protein folding. Gene Ontology annotation, molecular function: ATP-dependent protein folding chaperone; ATP hydrolysis activity; ATP binding. The record is from RefSeq and is a predicted model, not a curated record. NCBI's taxonomy places the organism in Eukaryota, Metazoa, Arthropoda, Insecta, Hymenoptera, Megachilidae.
GAACAUCGCCCACUCGUUACGGAGCACUAUUCAGCCCAGUUGAAGCUACUGAAAGAAAACGUACGAAGCUAAAUAAUUUUGUGGAAUAUCGUGACUAUUAUUUGAUAGAAUGGCAGCGAUUAGUUUGUUAAAUCCAAAAGCUGAAUUUGCCAGAGCUGCUCAAGCACUGGCCGUCAAUAUAUCAGCCGCGAAAGGAAUUCAAGAUGUAAUGAAGACGAAUCUUGGGCCGAAAGGCACCAUGAAAAUGCUGGUCUCAGGAGCAGGAGAUAUUAAAAUUACAAAAGAUGGAAAUGUAUUGCUUCAUGAGAUGCAAAUACAACAUCCAACAGCAUCUUUGAUUGCUAGAGCAUCCACUGCUCAAGAUGAUAUGACUGGGGAUGGUACAACCAGUACUGUAUUAAUUAUUGGAGAACUUUUGAAACAAGCAGAUAUCUAUAUAUCAGAAGGUCUUCAUCCUCGAAUGGUUACUGAAGGUUUUGAUUUAGCCAGAGCUAAAACUUUGGAAAUACUUGAUUCCUUAAAAAUUUCACUUGAACCAGAGAAAGGAUUGUUGGAUGUUGCCAGAACAUCACUGAAAACUAAAAUACAUCCUAAGAUAGCUGAGAAACUAGCUGAUAUUUGUGUAGAAGCAGUUUUAGCUAUAAGACAGGAUAAUAAAGAAAUUGAUUUGCAUAUGGUUGAAUUAAUGGAAAUGCAACAUAGAACUGAAGCGGAUACUGCUUUGGUUCGUGGUAUUGUAACUGAUCAUGGAUCCAGACAUCCAGACAUGCCUAAGAGAGUAGAGAAUGCUUACAUACUAACUUGUAAUGUUAGCUUGGAAUAUGAGAAGAGUGAGGUAAAUAGCGGUUUCUUCUACAAAACUGCGGAAGAACGCGAAAAACUUGUAGCGGCAGAACGCGAAUUUAUUGAUAACAGAGUAAUGAAGAUAAUUGAAUUGAAGAAAAAAUUAUGCGAUGGAACGAAUAAAUCAUUGGUUGUUAUAAAUCAAAAAGGUAUUGAUCCACAAUCUUUGGACAUGCUUGCUAAAGAGAAUAUUUUAGCUUUACGUAGAGCAAAGCGGCGAAAUAUGGAACGUUUAGUGUUAGCCUGUGGUGGAAUGGCUAUGAAUUCAUUUGAUGAUUUGAAAGAAGAACACUUAGGAUGGGCUGGACUUGUAUAUGAACAUGUAUUGGGAGAAACAAAAUAUACUUUCAUUGAAGAAUGCAAGAAACCAAAUUCAGUAACGAUUCUAUUAAAGGGACCAAACAAAUAUACCCUGGAACAAUUGAAAGAUGCCGUGCGAGAUGGUUUAAGAGCUAUUAAGAAUGCGAUUGAUGAUCAUGCCCUAAUUCCUGGCGCUGGAGCUUUUGAAAUAGCUGCCACUCAAGCACUUCAUCAGUAUAAAGAAAAGGUAAAAGGAAAACAACGGUUGGGUGUACAGGCUUACGCGGAAGCUUUACUUAUCAUUCCGAAAACUCUCGCUGUUAACAGUGGAUUUGAUGCGCAAGAUACGAUUGUAAAAUUAUUUGAAGAGGGAAAUACAUUGGGUGAACCAGUUGGAUUGGAUAUUUCAACAGGUGAAGCGUUAAAACCCGUUGAUGCUGGCAUCUAUGAUAAUUAUAACGUAAAGAAACAAAUUAUCAAUUCUUGCACAAUCAUCGCAAGUAACCUGCUUCUGGUUGACGAAAUAAUGAGAGCAGGAAUGUCGUCUUUGAAGGGUUAAAUUAUGAAUAUUUAUUUCCUAAAAAUGAUAUUCUAAAGAAAAAAUGUUCUUUCGUUUAACUUAAAUAUUACAUUUGUACGAUCUCUUGAAUUUUCCGCAUAAUUUUCACAUUUUUAUAAAGCUUUCACCUAAAAUAAAAUAACUGCACAUAAUAACAAUUAAAGGGCUGCUUUUAAAUUAAAGGAAACAAAAACAAUCAUUAUUUGUUGUUUACCAAUUUCCCAUUAAUGAUUGGAAGAUAAUACAUAAUUCAUGAUUGUCAAAAAUGCUUUGUAUAAUUAAUCAUUUAAAUAAAAAAUAAUCGUUUCUAUACCUUUUUUCAUGGAAUUAGUGUAAAAAGAAGCUUGUACUUUGAAGCAUCAUAUUAGAAAUGAUAACCACCUUUAUUAUAAAAAUCAAAAAUAUUUAUGUGAAAUUUUUACAUUAUACAAUAUGUACAAUUAUUUAAAUACUAGAAUAUUACCUCACAGGACAUUCAGUCUUUUUAUGCAAUUCUUUCAUCUACUAUGUUCGAUGUUAAACGGAUCAAUUUAACGAGAAGCAAGAGCGUGGCAAAAUUUAAAUUCUAUACACAAAUCUAUUGCGUAUGAUAUAAUACGCAACAUUUAUAACAUAUAUACCGAUACUCGUAACUAAACUUUCUAUUUUUAUCAUCGAUGAAAAUUGUAUUCACGUUUUAUAUACACCAUCCUUGCAAAAUUAUUAUUGAUUUAAUUUUGCUGAAUAAUUGAUCUUGAAUUGACGUAAAUAUGUAUUCCAACCAUUAAGAAAAGAGAAUUUUAAAAACUGAUUGUGAUUAAAUAUAAAUACCUACUUGAAAAUAGUACAUCUAAUUCAUCUUUUCAAGUCACAUACUGAAGGGUAUACUCAAGAUGCUAUAUGCUAUAAUACUGCAUUUUGAUUUAAAAAAUUAUCUCUCCAACAUAAAAGCAUACAUAGAAGAUUGCCUACCUUAGUUAACAAUUUUAAUAAAAUUCUUCGUGGACUCUCAAUAUCAUUUAUAUAUAUGUACAAUAUCAAUAUUGUUGCAUAGUACAGAAUUGUAAUCUGUUAAUAGUGAUGUAAAAUUAUAUGUAAAUCAGUGAUGCACUGUUAAAAUAUCAAUAUGAAAACUUAAAAGUUUUUCACUUCUCAGUCCAAUGAAGUAACUGGAAUUUUUCAGUUAAGUCAACUAUGUAAAAGGACAUUGUAAUUUUAUGACAAAUAUAAAUUAUCUUUCUUCUGUAUUUUAAAAUUUCUAAUACACUAGAAGAAUAUAAUAGGCACAAAGUACGAUCAUUGAACAAUCAAUUAUGAUGCCUUUUUUUUUUAUACACGUCUUGCGUUACAAUACGAAAGAAUGAAUUUUAUAAAAAU